This is a messenger RNA of Salvelinus fontinalis (brook trout), 6453 nucleotides long. Its product is annotated as MAP7 domain-containing protein 1-like. Bases 394 to 2880 code for a protein of 828 amino acids. Gene Ontology annotation, cellular component: microtubule cytoskeleton. The record is from RefSeq and is a predicted model, not a curated record. The transcript has 18 exons. Lineage: Eukaryota; Metazoa; Chordata; Actinopteri; Salmoniformes; Salmonidae. Gene Ontology annotation, biological process: microtubule cytoskeleton organization.
UAGAUGGUACAGUCAAUCAGAGAGGCAGGCAGCGGCUGUCCGGCACAGAUAUUCCACAAGCAGUCCUAUUGCUACGAUUAAGUCUCUGCCUAGCUCGGACUUUUUGGUUGGUCAACUCUGUUGAUAGUAAUUUGCCAAACAAUAUGAUCUGACAGUGACAAGGUCUGUAGUUCAAGAGUAAAUAAGAGAGACGUACAUAGACUACUUGUCAUCGUGAUUUUUCUCACCCGUUUUUCUGUCUAGUUAUUCUAUAAUUUUGUUCCCUACCGUUCCCUCUUGGAUUUACGAAGAGCAUGUUGGUGAUCUGAGUAUACAGAGAGUUUUUUCCCCCCUCCUGUCCUUCGAUAUAUUUGAGGAAUGACUGCAACUGGAAAGGGACUGACAAUCGCUUGAAUGGAAAAAAUGGAAUACAACGAUCUUGAGAAAAGAAUUGAGGAGAAACUGACAUUAACAGAUAAAUGUAUCCCCUUAACACCAGAGCCUUUGGCCAACCAGAAUGAAGACAAGAACAUAGUGAAGGACCUUCUGACAUCAGACGACUCAGCCAUCUCAGACCUCUCCCCAGACACAGACCCCUCCACCAAAACAGACCCCUCCACCAAGACAGACCCCUCCACCAAGACAGACCCCUCCACCAAGACAGACCCCUCCACCAAGACAGAUGCUAGACCUGGCACCCCUGGGUCUGGCACCAGCCCCCAUCCCAAAAAAGGAGAUGGGUUGACGACAGCGCAACGACAGAAGCUGGCUAAGGAGCGGAGGGAGGAGAGGGCCAAAUACAUUGAACAGCAAACUCAGCUGCAAGCGACUAAGAAGGCCCAGUGGCUGGAGAAGGAGGAGAAGGCGAGGCGUCUGAGGGAGAGCCAGCUGGAGGAACGUAGGAGGAGGCUGGAGGACCAGAGACUGAAGCUUGAGAAACGCAGAGCCCUCCUGGAAGAGAAACAGAGGCAGAAACUAGAGAAGAACAAGGAGCGUUAUGAGGCGGCCAUCAAGAAGUCAACCAAAAAGACUUGGGCUGAGAUCCGUCAGCAGAGAUGGUCCUGGGCUGGCGGCCUCAACCAGACGUCGCGCAGACAAAGCAGAUGUUCGGCCUCCACUGUCAACUUACCGAGACAGGUGGACCCUGUCAUUAACAACAGGCUGUCCAAGUCCUCUGCCACCCUCUGGAACUCCCCCAACAGAACCCGCAGUCUGCGUCUUAGUCCGUGGGAGAGCCGCAUCGUGGAGCGGCUCAUGACCCCCACCCUGUCCUUCCUGGCCCGUAGCCGCAGCGCCGUGACCCUGCUCAACACUAGCGACUCUCGGGACCCCUACUCUCACCACUACUCCCGUUCAGCCUCCGCCAGCCCCCUGGACGCCUGCUCCCACCACCACCCUCACCGGGACUCCUCCGAACGCUGGAGGGGAGGAGUGUCCGCCAGCACGCCUGACAUCACAGAGCGCCAACGCCGACGGAACUCAACGCUGUUGGAUAAGAAGAAGAAAGAGAAGAAAGACAAGGAGAGGGAGAAUGAAAAAGAGAAAGUUCUGAAGAAGUUCCCAACGCAGACCAGAUCCAGGCCGGAGUUCAGUACCCCAAAACCCCAAAACCGACCUCCAUCACCUGUGGCCCCCAAAAGCAAACUGUUGUCCCCCUGCCCUCCAAUGGCUCCCAAGACCCCCUCCACGGGCAAGAAGAUCCCCACAGGCACCAAGACCCGCCCCAAAAGAGCCCAGACCCCUGUCAGGGUACAGCUUCAGCCGGUCACCGUGGAAACUAACAACAAGCCCCAUCAGCCAGACACUCCUGAGGAGACAAAGAGCUCCGGUAAUGUUCCUGCUAUAAUGGUGUCUUCGGCGCCGGUGACACAAACAUCUCUUAGUGCACCAGUCACAGCGGCCGCCUCUACCCAAGCCUCAAACCUACAGCUGACUGCCUCUGCUGCCUCAACUCCCACAACUGCCCCAGCUGCCCCAGCUGCCCCAGCUGCCCCAGCUGCCCCAGCUGCCUCAUCUGCCUCCGCUGCCUCAUCUGUCCCGGCUACCUCAUCUACUGCUGCCACUCUGGCUUCCAGGCCCUCAGCCGGCACCAACGACCCAGAGGAAGCAGCUCGAGUCCUGGCUGAGAAACGCAGACAGGCCCGGGAGCAACGGGAGAGAGAGGAGCAGGAGCGCCUGGAGCAGGAGAAGAGGAAACGGAUUGCUCGUGAGGAGGGCAUGGCUCGGCAGGCGGAGGAGAGGAGGCGCAGGGAGGAGGAGGCACGCCUCAUGGCGAAGGAGCAGCUUCUGAGAGACGAGGCCCAGCGCCUGGAGGAGGAGAAGGAGGCGAAGGAGAAAGCCAAGGCGGAACAGGAGGAGAACCAACGGCUGCAGAAACAGAGGGAGGAGGCCGAGGUCAAAGCUCGUGAGGAGGCGGAGCGUCAGCGCCUUGAGAGAGAGAAGCACUUUCAGAAGGAGGAACAGGCGCGCCUGGAGAGAAAGAAGCGCCUUGAGGAAAUCAUGAAGAGAACUCGUAAAAGUACUGAUGCAGGACAAAAGGGGAUUGAUCCUUCACUGCCAAAUGAGUCUAAUUCUCCAGCACAGGUCAAUGGCAAAGAUGCUACGAAGAACAGUAAAGCUCCUAAAAUGCACCAGAUUGAAGCAGAAUCCAGCUCUGUGCUGAAUGUUGUCCGGCCAGCCAUGCACCAGAAUGGCCUCUCAGCCAAUGGGAAGGCAGCUGACUUUGAGCAGAUCAUCCAGCUGUCCAAUCACAGCAGGAGCAGCAACGGUGGGCCGGGAAAACCGGGGAGUGGCAUCGUCAGUGACCCAAUCCUGGCCUUCGAGGGAGGAGAGCCCUUCCUGAUGAAAACGGGUUCCAUGAAGCCUCAGCAUGCUGCAGGUAGCUAUGCAGAAGUUCUUUGAGACAACAGGCUUCCACACGCUUUACGCCACCGGUUGAUCUAGUUGAUGCGUGCCACACACUGCAACAGCUUAUAAAGGAAGUGUGCCAAACAAAGAAACAAACUAUGGACUAAACUUUUAAAUCACUUAAAAACAUCAAAUUCCACAGAGGUCAAGAGGGAGGAAGAAAACUCUGUGAAGAAAAACGAAAAAACGUAAUGAAUGAAAAAAAUAUUGUCUGUCUUCUCGGCAUGUUUUGGUGCAACAUACAUUGAGUUUUGUUGAAAAUGUCAAAUGCAGAUUUUAUGGUGCACCUUAAAUGGCUGACAAUGUAAUAUGAGGAGUUUUAGAGCAUUGUAAGACCUGGAAAUAUACAGUAUUUGACUACGGUUGUUAUUAUCAUUGUUGUUAUGCUAUUGCUGUUGUUAUCUUAAGUUGAACAAAGUGUGUGUUUGUUAGUCUUGAAUAAUUGGGUUAUUUAACUAGGGGAGGAAGCAGUGUGAGGAUGCUGUCAGGGGAAGCUGUGGGAUAAAUGUUAAUGAAAGGGAGAAGACUUCUCUAUUUCUUUCUGUCUAUGUCUGUCUGUCUGUGUGUCUGCAUGUAUGUCUCUCUGUCUGCGUGUAUGUCUGUCUCUGCCUGUCCCUGUCUGUCUGUUUGUCCGUCUGUUUGUCUGCCUGUCUAUCUGCCUCUCAUUUAACUGAGAUAUGAUACAGACUAAAGAGUAAGUUUGAUCUGUGUGGACAUCGACUCUAGUGGGUUAACAUCUGACAUGUCUGCCAUAACCUUCAUGUUUCACCUGAGACAGAGUCUUAAUGUUUCUCUGGCUCGUUUCUUCUUCAAUUGUAUUGCUGUUGUGAUACAGAAUAAGUUUAGGUUGGUUUCUUCAGCAGUUCCCAUGACGAUCACAUUAAUACAGGUAGAACUAUCAGCACACAGUAUCUGUCCUCUAUUCCUGGUUGCUGCUAUAAGGACACAGUAUCUGUCCUCUGUUCCUGGUCGCUGCUAUCAGGACACAGUAUCUGUCCUCUAUUCCUGGUCGCUGCUAUAAGGACACAGUAUCUGUCCUCUAUUCCUGGUCGCUGCUAUCAGGACACAGUAUCUGUCCUCUAUUCCUGGUCGCUGCUAUCAGGACACAGUAUCUGUCCUCUAUUCCUGGUCGCUGCUAUCAGGACACAGUAUCUGUCCUCUAUUCCUGGUCGCUGCUAUCAGGACACAGUAUCUGUCCUCUAUUCCUGGUCGCUGCUAUCGGGACACAGUAUCUGUCCUCUGUUCCUGGUCGCUACUGGUUUAAUGGCUGUGACUCAUAUAAGCUGCCUCCUGCCUGAUUUAUACAGUGAACGAUGAACUUCUAGACACAUCUAUUCAUAUUCCAGGCCUCUGACGGAGGGAGAAAUAUUAAAGUGGGGAACGAGAGGAGGGAGGUUGAGAGAUUUAAUCAGCUCAAGGGACAGAUGGAGUGUGUGUGAGAGAGAGAAAGACCGAGCGAGAGACAGAGAGAGUGAAAGAUGGAUUUUCCAUCUGUAGAUGCUCUCCUACUAUCAACAAACUAUAUGUUGAUAAGCGACUGCUUGCUAAGGUUAGGUUUAGAAUAAGGGUUCGAGUUAAGGUUAAGGUUAGUAGAUAGUUAGUUGAAAGGUUGCUGAUACUCUAUAGAUUAGUCUGUAGAGCAUCUACAGAUGGACUGUCCAUAUGAAGUGGUACCAUCAUUAUUUCUUGGUAACAGUCCAGUUCCUUACAGUGAUUUUUUUUUAUGUAAAUAGAUUCUUAGCAAAGGGCAAUUUCUCUAGCAAGAUUUCUGCUACGACUGGAAGUGGUCUGAGUGGGGAGGGGAAAACUGAAAAAUAGCUGUUAUUGGCAGAUAAGGUUGGAACGCUCUUUCUUAUUGGUCUAUUAACUAAUUUACCGCAUGGUGAUGUCAGCAUGGCCAAAACCCCCUACCACCAAAACAGGCUGAAAUUUCUGGCGUUUAAAAAAAAAAACGGCUUCUACACUAAAAGUGCAUUAUCAUAAUUUUCACAAUUUCAUAGUAUUAUUCCAAACUCAUAGUAUGGAAAUAUAUAUAAAACACAGGAAAUUACCUUUUUUUGUCUGCACUGGGCCUUUAAGUGCAGCCAUACAGCUGUUCUGUCUGAUCACACUGCACUAGGAAUCACUGGGGUACAAUUGCCAGCCCGUUUCACCCAGAGUAGCAGCUGGUGAUGUGAAUAAUUCAAUCCGUUUCAUCCCUCCAUUCCAGACAUAUUUUUUUCCUCAAGAGGAGACCGUGCAAUGUUGUAUUUUUGGUUGUUGAUGCAAAUUGUGUGGUUUCUCCCUCACCAGUGCGACACGUGGACAAUGGUAAUAGUGAGUUUAUAGGUUAGUUGUUUGGUCAUUAGUUUGAUACAAGUAUGUUUAGUCGUUUAAGAUUAUAAUGCCACAAGGUGGCAGCACUAGCUUUACAAACAUCAUGCGGAGCCAAGAGGAACAUUCAUCAAUGUUCAGAUUUCUCCUGCUGGUCUUUUAUAAUGGUAUCUUUAUCACAAAUGUGUUUGACGUUCGUCAGACUCAUCUACAACACAUGGAUUCUAUUUAGAACAUUCAAAUUCAAACAAUAACAUUGAGAUUUUUGGUAUUAGUCCCUCAAAAGUAGGGACAUCAAAACAUGACCUCAUCACCUCUCAUUGUCGAGGCACCACCAGCAUUCCCAAAACAAGUCCCAUCCCACUGUGAUGGAUGAUCUGCAGCUGAUACUGACUGAACAAAGGAACUUCUGUCUAUCUUUUUAUUUAUAGUUGAGAGUGUUAACAGUCAAUGACAUAUGGGGCUUCAGCCAUGUCCUGUGCCAAGAGGGGUUGCGUCCCAAUUGGUACCCUAUUCCCUCUGUAGUGCGCUACUUUUGACCAGGGCCCAUCAGGCUCUGGUCAAAAGUAGUGCACUAGAUGGAGAAUAUGGUGCCAUUUGGGACGCAUGGGACUUAAGUCAUUGGGAAUGGGACGUUACUGGACAUGAGGGACAGGAUCCAUCAUGAUGGAUUGAGCCGCCACUGCCUGCAUUUGAAACAUUCAAUCUACGCUGAAGGUUUGCAAAGUGGCAACAUUACAGAUAGUUUACUGCAGUGUUGAUUGGUUGCUGUUAUUUACGCAUGAUGAUCCUCCCUAACAGAUUAUACACAGUGCAUCUUUCGGGGUUUUGGUUGCUAUGGCUAAAGCCAUUGAUAUUUGCAUUUGUUGUGUUGUGUUAGACGUCUCAGGUUUCUACUGCGGUUACAAUUUAAACUUAUAAAGGUCAUCGAACUGUGAUGGAAUAAUGAUUUGAUGCAUCGGACUAAAAAUGUCCACACUAAAGGUCAGACACCUGCUAUCUGUGCAGGACAGGCUGUAUUUGUUUAGCUGUUGCUCUGGGUUACGGCAUCAUGAUGACUGAGCCUUGUAGUGAAAGCAGACACUUGGACAGGUGUGUGUGUGUUUCCACUGUCACUUUAACUUUUCUAUCCAACAUAAUCAACCAAUUUGUUGUCGCAUUGUAGAGAAGGGACCUGCAAGUAAGCGUUUAGUUGGACAGUGUAUACCAUGUGUAUUCUGUAUAUAUGACUAAUAAAACCCUCCAAAAGGCAAA